GUGGUAACCAUUAAUUCAAUUCGAGUCGAAUUAUUCGACGUGUCAACUGUCCAAAAUGCCUUUUACUGCUGGAGAGGGCCAACUGUUCCAGCAGAAUGACGAGCAAUUCGACUUCAAUAUAGAGUUUGAGCAGGUGUUUUUAUCUAUUAUACCCUCUGCUCUGUUUAUAAUAGCGUCGUUAUGGAUGUCGGUCACCCAGGCACGGAAACCUGCUGUGGUUAAUGCGCCAAUUUUCCGGUUCAUCAAAGUGGGCGCUAUCGCAAUCUAUACCAUACUUCAACUCACGCUACUCGUUCUGGCUGCAACUGGACACUUCCACGCAACACGCAUAUUCAUAGCUGCAUCGGUCUUAAAGUUAUUUUCAGGCGUCUUCAUGAUACCUCUUAGUAUCGUUGAACACAGCAGAUCUGCGAGGCCUUCUAUACUACUGACCGGCUACUUAUUCCUAUCUCUUCUGCUCGAUGUGACCCAGGCAAGAACGCUUUAUCUCUCAUCAGCUAUUUCAGCUGAGCGCAUCUAUAGCAAUCUCUUUACUGCCGCUACAGCUCUGAAAGCUGUAGUGCUUGUGUUGGAGUCACAGCAAAAGUCUAAAUGGAUAAGCUGGAAUGAGAAGGAGCAUAGCCCAGAGGAAACAAGCGGCAUUUUCUCUCUUGGCGUCUUCUUCUGGAUGAACAGGUUAUUUUUGGCUGGAUACAAGAAAGUUCUGUUUAUCGACGAUCUUUACUCCCUUGACAGCUCCUUGGACCCCAAAACGCUCCGCGAAAAGUUCUAUCAGAAUUUAAACUAUUCUAGAAUGAAAGGUGACAAAUUUGGUCUUACAAAAGUUCUCAUACGCACACUUAAAGGACCUCUGCUCCUUCCUAUAAUUCCACGUUUGGGAUUACUUGGAUUUACUUUCGCUCAACCUUUUUUUAUUGAAAGGCUGUUAGAUUAUCUUGCUGAGGAUGAACUUGAUCCAAACAUUGGAUACGGUUUCAUCGGUGCCAGUUUAUUCAUUUACGCAGGAAUUGCCCUCUGCUGGGCCUUCCACCGGUAUUACCAUCAUCGAAUGCGAACUAUGUUGAGGUCGAUACUGGUCACCGAGACCUUUAUCACAGCUACAAAGGCUCGUAUCGGGACGGGCGAUGACACUGCUGCGCUGACUCUAAUGAGCACAGACAUUGAGCGAAUUAGGAUGGGCUUUAGGCAGCUGCAUGAUAUAUGGGCAAGCGUGAUCCAAGUCGCACUGUCUGCAUGGAUGUUAAAUAGUCAACUUGGAGCAGUCUUUGUCGCACCCAUUGGAGUAGUUGUUCUUUGCUUCAUCGGCCUGGUGAUCCUUAUGAACUUCAUCGGGAACGCACAGAGAGAUUGGAUGGCAUUGGUCCAGAAACGAGUUGGCCUGACAGCCACAGUCAUCGCUAGUAUGAAGAAUCUGAAGAUAUCCGGUAUCUCUUCUUCUGUUAGCAAUUUUGUACAGAAUCUCCGCGUUGAGGAACUAGUCGCUGGAGUUCGGUUCCGCAAAAUAUUCAUUGGAGCGGCUCUCCUAGGAUUUAUUCCGCUGCUGAUCAGCCCAGCCCUUACCUUCGCAUUCACUCAAAAUCAACUAAAUGCCUCAAGGGUAUUUACGAGUCUCUCGUUUCUUACGCUUCUGACGUUGCCGCUAUCUCAAGUAUUCCAAUCAAUCCCCGAGGUCAUCUCAGCACUAGCCUGCAUAGGUCGAAUUCAGGCGUUCUUGGAGUGCGAGACUCGUGAGGAUUUCCGCCAAGUCUUUACUGAUAUUAGGCGGAGUUCGGAGAAAGCUCCAAUAGACAAUGUACCUUCGUCUGAUUUGGAAGUGGUCAUCCAAAAUGGAAAUUUUGGUUGGGAGGCAGAUAAGUUUGUCUUGCGAGACGUUAACAUUCAGAUACCCAAGUCUUCACUUACUCUUGUGGUCGGACCUGUUGGCUCUGGAAAAUCUACGCUCUGCAAGGCACUACUUGGAGAGAUUCCUUUCCACGAAGGUCAUCUGAUUUUGAAUACAAGGGUUCCGCACGUUGGAUUUUGCGACCAAACUGCAUUCCUUUCGAACGGGUCAGUUAAAGAUAAUAUCGUGGGGUUUUCUCCAGUCAAUAACGAGAGAUAUGCCGAAGUCAUUGAUGCUACAGCUCUGGCCUUCGAUUUUGCCACUCUUCCACAAGGGGACCAAACAAAUGUUGGUUCGGAUGGCAUCUCUCUAUCCGGAGGCCAGAAACAACGCGUUUCUCUUGCACGAGCCCUAUAUUUGCAAACUAAUUUGCUUAUUCUUGACGACGUCUUCAGCGGUUUAGAUGCGGAUACAGAGGAGCAGGUCUUCCGAAAGGUUUUUGGGGUAGAUGGACUACUCAAACGGCGACGCUCUACGGUUUUGCUAUGUACUCAUAGCAUUCGACAUUUGCCCUCUGCAGACUAUGUUAUAGCGCUUGGAGACGGCACCAUUAGCGAACAAGGAACCUUUAAGGAACUAAUGGCUAAUCAGGGUUAUCUCCAACGUCUGGGUUUAAAGAAUUCGUUUGACGACGAUACCUCUUCGGAAAUAUCAACCUCGAAGCAAAGCGUGCAGGAAUUGAAGCCGCAAGUAAACCAAGGGAAGACGGCCAAGGUAACUAUCGCGCCCGAGAUAGAUGCAUCGCGGCAAGUUGGGGACGGCACAGUAUACAAGCAUUACAUGAAGAGCAUGGGAUGGUUCCUGGCAACAUGCGCUUUAUUCUUUGCUUCACUCUGGGGCUUCUUCUUAAACUUCUCUACAAUCUGGCUCACAUACUGGGUCGAUGAUAUCAACGCAGAACAUCCAGUGCACUCUUAUGCCUACUGGGCUGGAUUAUAUGCUUUGCUUCAGGCUUGCGCCUUGAUAUCGCUCUUUCUCCUUGGUGCCUCGAUCUGGAUCGUCUCAAUCAAAAAGGCUGGUGCCAAUUUGCAUCAGGAUAUCUUGCGAACGCUGUUUCGAGCACCACUACGCUUCUUCACUGAUACUGACACUGGCGUUAUUACGAACUUGUUCUCGCAAGAUUUGAACCUCAUAGACACAGAACUUCCAGAUGCAGUGGUUAGCACUCUGUUUUCAAUCACCCAAGUUGUAGGGCAAAUGGCUGUUAUGCUUACUUCGUCUCGCUACCUGGCCAUCAGCUUCCCAUUCCUCAUCGCUCUGCUAUACAUGGUGCAGAGAUUUUACCUCCGCACUUCACGGCAACUACGGCUGCUUGACCUAGAAGCUAAGAGCCCCCUGUAUACACAUUUCCUUGACACCGUCAGAGGUAUCACAACUCUGCGGGCAUUCGGCUUUAUUCCUGACGAUAUCCACAAGAACGCUCGUCUACUCACUUCCAGUCAAAGACCCUCGUAUCUACUUCUCAUGAUUCAAGAAUGGCUAAAUCUCGUUCUCAAUGUGGUAGUCAUGUUGCUAGCAGUAGCCAUGACAACUCUUGCCGUUCGCCUUCACUCUAAUUCUGCUUUUGCGGGUGCUGCUCUAUACAGUCUUCUCAGCUUUGGAGAAAAUCUUGCCGGUAUUGUCCUUUUCUGGACCAAUCUUGAAACCUCUCUCGGAGCGAUUGCUAGACUCAAGACCUUCAACGAGACUGUGAAGCCGGAAGACAGAGAGGAGGAGACCACUAUUCCACCUGAACAGUGGCCUCAGCGUGGCGUGGUGGAGUUAAAGGGUGUAUCCGCCAAUUAUGCCGUUGAAGAUCGAGAUAGUGCCGUAACCAAUCUCGCCCUCCGUAACAUUCAUCUGAUGGUUGAUUCGGGAGAGAAGGUUGCCAUCUGCGGUCGUACCGGUAGCGGCAAAUCCAGUCUAAUCGCCCUGCUUCUCAAGAUUCUCGAUCCUAUCUCAGCAACGGCGGAGAACAUCUGGAUUGAUGAUCUGCCGCUCCACCGUUUAGACCGGUCUGUGCUACGCCAGCGCAUUAUCGCAGUGCCCCAAGAAGCAGUUUUUCUACCCGACGGAUCUACUUUCCAGGCCAACCUCGAUGUAUCCGAGGAAGCAACACGCGAAGAAUGCGAGGCUGUGCUUGCCGCUGUCGGCUUAUGGAAAUUUAUUCAGGAGCGUGGCGGCCUUGACGCGGGGAUGAGCGCAUCAACUUUCAGUGCUGGACAGCGGCAGCUCAUGUCGCUUGGGCGUGCGCUGCUCAAACGCUCCAUUCGAAAACAAAAAUCCGGGACCAAUACAAAACAUGGCGGUAUACUGUUGCUGGAUGAAGUGAGCUCUAGCGUAGAUAAAGAGACAGAACGCGUCAUGCAGGAGAUUAUCAGGACUGAGUUCAAAGAUUAUACAGUUAUUGCGGUAAGUCACCGACUGGACAUGAUUAUGGACUUUGACAGGGUGGUGGUCAUGGAUACAGGAGAGAUUGUUGAGGUGGGAAAUCCGGUGGUGUUGUCGCGAGAGGCGGAGAGUAAAUUUGGGGAUUUAGUGAGAGUGGGGAAUAAAUAGGAUAGUGCCGAGUAAUGGGCGUAGAUGGUGUAUUCGCCCCCCGAGAGUUUAGUCUUGUCAUACCUCACAUAAUUGGCGGUUUCUCAACACGCAUAUGCUUUUCAAUAAUACCGUUG
Molecule: messenger RNA, 4536 nt
Organism: Trichoderma asperellum CBS 433.97
Lineage: Eukaryota; Fungi; Ascomycota; Sordariomycetes; Hypocreales; Hypocreaceae
Biological process (GO): transmembrane transport
Cellular component (GO): membrane
Molecular function (GO): ATP hydrolysis activity; ABC-type transporter activity; ATP binding
Source: RefSeq, a predicted model, not a curated record